AUGUUAAGGGAGUCAGUGUUGAAUGUAGUGUGUGCCGGCGUGCAAUAUUUUUUGUUUAUAUUUUACGUAAUGAAGUUUUUAAUUAUGACCGCUAUGUGCUUCUACGUAAAAACUGUACUGACUCUAGAUUGCUAUUGGAAUAGUGGGUGCAAAUACAAAUAUUUUUCGAGUAAAACUCCGUAUGAAAUUGUUAGAGGCGAUAUAAGGGAUUCGAUCGUAAAACAGGAAGGAUGCGAAACCAUCAGUGUAUGGUCAAUAUUUCGCCAUGGAAAGAGAAACCCAAGUUCGAAAUAUGCGACUGAUAUACAAUAUAUUUUAAAAUACUACAAAGACUUCAUUGUGUCAAGUUUUGAAAUUGGAAAUAGUUCGCUUUGUGCUCAAGAUGUGGAGAAUAUAAAAAAUUGGAAGAUUGACACUAAAAUGCUUGAUGAACCAAAUGAAAUAUCUAGCGAAGGAUAUCGGGAACUAUUCGAUAUUGGAAGCAGGAUAAAAGAAACGUUCCCAGAACUUCUGAGUAAACUUCAAGAAAACGAGUAUAAAUUCCAACCCGCGUUUGGAAGUCGAAUCGAAGAGAGCGCCAAGGCUUUUGCCGAGGGUCUGGACGACCGUAACUUGCUUAUCACCAAAAUAUAUGGUGAUUAUACUUACGUCGCACCUUAUUCGAUUUGUGGGAAAUAUCAGAUCGAUAUACGGAAUAAUCCAAACGUUUAUCAUGAAGCCGAAGUCUAUGAAAAUACUGAGGAGUACUCAAACAUGAGAGAAAGGGUCGCCAAGAACUUAGGGCUGAAUUUUGUUCCUUCAAGCGACAAUAUAACAGCAAUAUAUGACUUGUGCCGGUACUCUUGGAACGGGAUUCUCCAUCAACCAAGCCCGUGGUGUGCUGUCUUCACAGCCGAAGACCUAAAAAUUUUGGAGUACGUUGGAGACCUUAGACAUUAUUACAGAAACGGCUAUGGAGCGUCACAAUUCAGUAAUACACUGGGACAACUGCCACUCUCAGAUUUACUAAGAAAUUUUGAACAAUCAAAACGUGGAAAUGGAAAGAAGAUUGUUUCAUAUUUUACUCAUGCCACUAUGAUGGAUAUGAUAGUAGUCGUUCUAAAUCUUUAUAGAGACCCAACUCCGUUAUUGGGUUCUUAUAGAGAUUUAAAUAGACAAUACAGAUCAACGUUUCUGUCAACAUUCAGUAGCAACCUAAUUGCAGUGUUAAACAGAUGCAGGAAAGCACACACCUAUGACUAUAGCAUUUCAUUUUAUUGGAACGAAAAACCGCUAAAGGAACUAUGCAACGAAGGGACUUGUUCAUGGCAGGAAUUUGAAAAUAUUUUCAAACCAUUCUUGAACGCCACGGACGACAUCUGUGAAUUUAAAUGGACAAAAUUAGAUUAA
Spodoptera exigua (beet armyworm) is the source of this 1389-nucleotide messenger RNA. Lineage: Eukaryota; Metazoa; Arthropoda; Insecta; Lepidoptera; Noctuidae. The record is from the annotation of a GenBank genome assembly.